AGGAUGAAUCCUAAUGUUGAUCCCCUGACUUUCCUUAAGCACCAUCAUCAGGUCAAAAUUUAAAUUUUCUUCAAUACUGGUUUGUGACCAAAUACCUUUAAAAACUAAUAACACUCAGCUAUACUCUGUGUUCAGUGCUCAUUAGCAAAUGUUAGAAUGCUAACUAAGGUGGUGAAUAUAGUAAACAUAAGAUAAACAUCAGCAUGUUAGCAUUGUCAUUGUGAGCAUGUUAGCAUGCUGAACUUAGCCUAAUAGAGCUGCUAGCAUGGGUGUAAACUCUAGUCUUAUUUUCUCUUCAUCUCUGUCCCUCUCUCUAUGUCUCUGUCUCCCAUGUGUCUUUCUUUCAUGCUGCUGAAUAAAGUAAUUUAAUGGGUAUUAAAGGUUGCCACAGUGCUUUAUACAGGUUUAAGAAAGUGGAAAGCAUUUACUGGCUAAUUGGACAAUUAGUGGCUCUUACAAAACCAAAUUAGCUAAAUUAGCGACUCUGGCUUUAUGAAUUACAACACUUUAAAAACAUUGUUUUUAUUUUCUAUUUGUAUCUAUACACUGAAGCAGUUAUCUACUGUGUAUUUGUGUUAUUCAGUAGUCUUUCCACAAUUUCCCUAUAGUCUGCUUGUUAGAUGCAGUAUGGUGGUUUAGGUUGAAGGUGUGAUCUUCUCUAGGUGGAAUGUUUGCAGAGCAUCUCGUGUUUAGCUGUGACAUACUACAUCUUUCUCUCAGUGAGACUGAUAAAACACUGUCUUGAAUGAACCUACACUAAAACCUGUGUGACUGUUUUUUAAAGCAAUUAUAGACUAAGUUCCUACAACAGUCCCCACAAAAGUCUUUUUUCUAACUGUAUCACUGGAUGUAUAAAGAGAUGCACAAAAGCCCUGCACAGUAAAAUAAACUUUUUUUGAGAGCUGCAUUGAACAAAAUGUUGCUAAAGUAUAAGCUUAUUCUUCAAUAUUACUGUGAUCCUACUGUGAUACUCCUUUCAAUAGUUUUAACCUACAUAAAGGGCCUGGUAUGUUCACCUACAUUUCCUUAAUGUGAUGACUCAGUUUACUGGACUUGUACUGAAGGUGUAACUGGCCUAUGAGAAGAGACAGAUCCCCUGGGGACCAAAGGUGGAGUGGAGCUCAGGGGUCAGGCUCCUCUGAGACCCAGAGCUUCUAGUUUGAAUGGUUCUCCUGUUCAGCUCAAACACUGGCCCGGGGAUAGCACUUUAGAACGGGAUAUAUCCUCACACCAGGAACUGGGAAAGAUCCAUCUGCAGGAGCCUUGGGACUUUCUUUUUCAGGAAUAUGCACAGGCUUAUAGCCCCUGACUUCAAACAUUUGAACAUGCCAGCCUACAAAGAUAUGUUGGUGUUUGCAGCACUCUUUGCCAUCUUGGGACUGACCCAAUGUCAAAAGUUGCCAAGUUUUGAUCUGCUGGAGGAGUUUCGUGUGCCUGAGUCGAAAGGAGUGAGGAGAGUGGAUGGCUCUCAACCUGAGGCAAUGGCCUACCGUGUCAACCCUUCUAUCCAUCUACGGAGGACCAUGAGCGAUGUGUAUCCAAAUGGACUUCCCUCCGACUACUCCGUCAUUGCAACAUUUAAGGUGACCAAGGACACUGCCAAGAAAUCGUGGGACCUGUGGCAGGUCAGUGACCCCAAGGGACAAGAGCAAGUCGGCCUACGUUUCCAGGGUGAUAUGCACUCUUUAGACUUUUUUUACACUAGCCCCCAUGGGAGCCAGAUGCUGAGGACCUUCCAUGGUGUGGAAAAGUUGUUUGACGGGGAGUGGCACAAGUUGGCACUGAGUGUGAAGGGCAGCCAGGUGAAGCUGCUAAUAGACUGUGAAGAGAUCAGUGUGGAGUCUAUUGAUGAGCCGAGGCCCGUCAUCCACCGAGGCUACACCUCUAUCGUCAAGCGGGCUGUAGGAGAUCGCUCGGUGUCUGUGGACCUCCAGCAGAUGGAUGUGUCGUGUGACCCAGAGCAGGCCUAUUCAGAGGGCUGCUGUGAGCUCUCUAGUGUGUGUGGAGGGUAUGCAGAAAUCGGCCUAACAGCUGGAAGAGCGUCUUGCAAAUGUAUGAACGGACAACCUGGCAUUCAGGGACCUCCGGGGCCAAAGGGUCACAGAGGUCUUCCGGGUGAAGCCGGAAACUCAGGAAGACUCGGAAACUGGGGGAUCAGGGGAAACACAGGAGACUAUGGCAACAUUGGCGAGACAGGCCCAAAGGGUGAAGAAGGAAUCAAAGGCGAGAAAGGAAUGAGAGGACUCUGGGGCCAAGUGGGAGACAGAGGUCCUAAAGGGCUGAAAGGAUUACAAGGGGCAGCAGGCUUCAAGGGAGUUCGUGGGCCACCUGGAGACAUUGGAGAGACUGGGAAACCAGGAGAAGUUGGUGCUAAAGGCGAAAAAGGAUAUGAAGGGAUUCCCGGGUUUCAAGGAGUUAAGGGAGAAAAAGGGGCCCCUGGUGGAGCAGGGCGUGCUGGGCCCAGAGGAAAGCAGGGUAUUGUGGGAGAUCCUGGAGAGAGGGGAGCUCCUGGAGAGAAGGGGAAACCUGGGAUACAAGGACCUGUGGGCAGAGCUGGCACCAUCGGACCAAAGGGUAUUAUUGGAGAUCCGGGCUUACCAGGCAGAGAUGGUGAUCCAGGAAUAGAGGCUUAUCAGGGACCACAAGGUCUCAGUGGGAAACUCGGACGAAGUGGAGUAAAGGGAGAGAAAGGCACCCUUGGGUCAGCAGGAGAAAUGGGUCCCCAAGGGCAAACUGGCCCAAGAGGUUACAAAGGUUCUGCAGGGAGGCCAGGAAGACCUGGAUUUAUCGGCCCACCUGGACCUGCUGGACACGUAGGUGUGCCUGGAAAACCAGGGCCCAAGGGUGACACAGGAAUCCAGGGAAUCCAAGGAGUUAAAGGUGCACAGGCGGAAAAAGGAGUUAAGGGCCCAAAAGGAAAGGUUGGAGACAGGGGUGAGCAGGGUCCUCAGGGAGGACGGGGGAAGCGCGGCCCGGCAGGCCCACCUGGACACUCAGGUCCUGUCGGAGUCAAGGGGGUUCGAGGUGAAGGAGGACCAGAUGGCUUUCAGGGGCCCCCGGGUCCACCAGGCCCGACCCUCCCUGCUGAGCACGUGAUCGAGGUUUGUAAGAAAGUGGUCCUGGAGCAGAUGUCCACCUUUGCCAACUCAGUGAAGAGGACGUGUGCUGCAGUUUGUCCUCUCUAUGGGGACGUGCCCAUGGGUGCCCCUGGUCCCCCCGGACAGAAAGGACCCCCCGGACCUCCUGGUGACCCCGGUAAUGAUGGUGUUGAUGGAGAAGUGGGCCUGCAGGGAUUCUACGGAGAAGCUGGAGAACUUGGCCGCCAAGGAGAAACAGGUGACAGAGGAGAGCAAGGUGAUAAAGGGCCCAAGGGUCACGGCCUACCUGGCUACAGUGGAGACCAGGGACCAAAGGGUCAGCGUGGACGUCCUGGCAGAGCCUUUAACGGCCAGCCAGGGAAGCAGGGUGAGAGGGGACAUGUAGGCCGGCCUGGACUCAGGGGCCACCCAGGUCUCAGAGGGCCUCCAGGUGUUUGUGUCACCUCUGGGUGUGCUCAGCUGAACUCCACCAGUGGGACACCUCAGCCAGCACCGCGGAGGUUAAGGAAUCGCCCGUAGAGGAAAAAAACUAGGCUAUGUGGACAGUGAAUUGAAUAUUGAGCUUAAAGGAGGAAAACAUGGUAGACUGUUUUUGUUAAUAUGUGUUUGUUCAAAUAAAUUGAAAUUUUCAUGUAAAUAUGCAUCCCAACUGAAACCUAAACUGAACUUCUGGGAACAGUUUGAUCUACAAGGUUACCAAAGACAAUGCCUAUGUGAUUUAAAGGAGAGUGAUAACAAAAUAUAUUUGUAUAAAAAGACCGUCUUCAUUUAGUUUUAUUUAAACUGAUUUCACAAGUCCGAGUUUAAACAUCUGUUCUUUAUAAUAAAAAACCCAAAAUGAUA
This is a messenger RNA of Siniperca chuatsi (mandarin fish), 3941 nucleotides long. RefSeq names its product collagen alpha-1(IX) chain. The coding region runs from base 1287 to 3617 and encodes 776 amino acids. The transcript is spliced from 27 exons. The record is from RefSeq and is a predicted model, not a curated record. NCBI's taxonomy places the organism in Eukaryota, Metazoa, Chordata, Actinopteri, Centrarchiformes, Sinipercidae.